CUCUGUCGGGUAGCUUGCUAAAAUUUUAUAUUUAUUUACUGCAGAGCUGUACGACACGCGAUAUAAAAUCGUGUACAACGAAAUUAAGUUUCGAAUUUCAAAGUGUAACGUUUUUGAAGUUUUUUUUUAAUUCUGAAACCAAAGUAUGCUACAUGUAUACAUGUAAAACAAAUCUAUGGUUUGUAUGCCAUUAUAAACUGACGGUUCAGAGGGUGUUUUAAAGUCCAAUUUCAUACCGAUGUGAAGAACUCGCUGAGGUUGUCUGUUCCUUUCACACACCCAGCCCGAGGAUUAAGUAUUUAGAAAGUACUACUGUGACUGAGGAACAUCAAAGCGGAAGUCUCAUCUGACACAAACUUCACCGUCCGAAUCCGUCGAUAUGAGGACAGCGUAGAAAUAAAAGGCAGCAGGUCCGUCUGUCGAACAGAACCACCGAACGAUUGCAAUUUACUACUGCAGCAGUUGUCGAACAAUAAACCUUGCUUUCGUAUUCAGCGCUACCUACCGGAAGUACCUUCGAAACAUGAACUUCGAUCAGUGAUCAGUUACACAGGCGAUCUGAAUUCACGCGAGGCAAAAAUAAUGGAACCGACUACUGAAAAUGGAAUAAGUCACAUAAACCCUGUAUAUUUAUCUGACAAUGAGGAAAAUAAACCGGAAAUCAAAACAAAUGACUUCACAGUUGAUAUCGAGGAUAAAAAUGUUACGACGUCAUCACAAUCACCACCACCAAUGGCCGAAGUUUCACCCUCACCUGAAUCUGAUCGUAGCGGGUCCAAAGAUAUCAAGAUCACGAUAGACAGUGCGCAGUCAAAUGGUACACAUGAACCGAACAAAGAGAAGGAGCACAGAAAGAGUGUUGGAAUCCAAUACUUUAAAAGCCGAGACGAGGAACAGAAAUGGCUUGCGUGGAUGGAGGUUCAGUUCCAAAAGAUAGCCGGGGACGACGGGGAGAUAAGCUUAGAGGAGUUCAAGGAUGCCCUGGGGGUCAAGCGGUCCUUUUUUGCCGAACGUUUCUUCUGUUUAUUUGAUACGGAUAAAAGUGGGAGCAUUGAGUGCGGAGAGCUUAUGGAUGGACUUCGGAUGCUGACAAAAGGCACGCCUGCGCAGAAACUCAAAUUCCUGUUUGACGUGUAUGAUGUCGACGGUUCGGGCUCAAUCGAUCGUGAUGAGCUCAAAACUGUUCUACGAUCUUGCAUGGAGGAGAGUUCUCUUUCGCUAGGAGAGGACAAUCUGGACAAUUUAACGGACGUACUAUUUGAUGCCGCGGAUGAAGAUAAAAGCGGUGAAAUAGCGUUUGAGGAACUGAAGGCGGAGUUGGAAAAACAUCCAGGAGUCAUUGAAAAUUUAACCAUCAGUGCAGCUCAAUGGCUAAAGCCGCCUGCCGCCAGCAAGAAAAAUGCCAAGGGGUGGACACACAGAUUUACCUGGAAAUACAUCAGAAAUAACCUGAGGAAGGUGAUCUUUCUGGUCCUGUACAUCCUGAUCAAUGCAGCUUUAACGGCUUACACGGUGUACAAAUACAGGGAGUCCAAUGCAUUUGUCAUAGUUGCCCGGAUUGGCGGAAUGAAUCUCAACUUUAACUGUAUGUUUAUCCUGGUGCUGAUGCUGAGGAAGUGUCUGACCUACUUAAGGGCUACCCCGCUGGCUAACGUAUUACCACUGGAUCAAAACAUACAGUUCCACAAAAUGGUGGGCGGUAUGAUCGCAUUCUUUGGGAUUAUUCAUACGCUAGCUCAUGUUGGAAACGCCCUGUACACUGAAUUCGCGACCCCUGAGAAAAACUUGACCACAGUGGAUAUCCUUUUUACUACGAAAGCCGGAGUGGGAUGGGUGGCAGCAUCCGCCUAUAUCACGGGAUGGCCGAUCUUCAUCAUUCUGAUCACUAUUGUGAUUUGUUCACUUCCGUUCGUCAGACGAAGCGGUCAUUUUCAGGUGUUUUACUGGACUCACAUGCUGUACAUCCCGUUUUGGAUUCUACUUAUUCUUCAUGGUCCAAUUUUCUGGAUGUUCUUUAUUGCGCCUGGCGUUAUAUUCGUUUUUGAGAAAAUAUUCCGAUCUAAACUCAUGAAGAGGGCGCGGUAUGGAAAUACUCACAUAACUGAAGUCAAUCUUCUACCAUCAGGGGUUUGUCAUCUAGUGAUAUCAAGACCAGACAACUUUGUGUAUCAACCCGGGGACUACAUAUUUAUACAGAUCCCGGUUAUUGCUGCCAAUGAGUGGCAUCCAUUCACCAUCAGCAGCGCCCCAGAAAUGAAAGGUCAUAUUUGGCUGCACGUGAGGUCGGCGGGGCACUGGACGAACAUGCUCUAUGAGUAUUUCUCAGCGUUAGAUCCGGUGAAUCUGGGUAAGCCGGAAGUAGUCCUACAGAAGCGACGUUCUACAAUCUCCCCUAAAUUACUCAAUUUCAGAGCUUCAGGUAAAAUCUCAGGGAGGAAAGGUUCACAGUAUUUAGAAAAGAGUCAGAAGGAAUUCGAGCGUGAGCGGAGAGUGUCAAUGAAGAACAAGAGAGUCCGUAUCAAGUGUCACAUAGAUGGGCCCUACGGGACCGCUACCAGGGAAAUCUUCGAGACUGAGCACGCCGUACUGAUUGGUGCUGGGAUCGGCGUCACGCCCAUGGCAUCCAUCUUGCAGAGCGUGAUGUAUCGUUACAAAGAAUCCAAACGAACCUGUCCGUGUUGUCAACACAGUUUCUAUGGUCCUAUCUCAGAUCAUUCAAUGAAACUGAGAAAGGUUGACUUCAUAUGGAUAAAUCGCGACCAGAAGGCUUUUGAAUGGUUUGUUGGAAUACUAGACCACAUAGAAACCGAGCAGAUAGGUGUCGCAUAUGACGGAGAUAAAGAACCGGAAAAAGUGAUAGCCAUGCACAUGUACAUGACCGCGGCGCAGGGCAAAACAGACAUGAAAGGCAUUGGUUUACAAAUUGCCCUGGAUCUAAUACAUCAGAAAGACAACAAGGACUUGAUAACAGGACUACAAACACGAACACAAGCUGGACGACCUAACUGGAAUCAGAUUUUCCAGAAAAUUGUAGACGAAAAGAAAGGAAAAGUAAAGGUCUUUUUCUGCGGAGCCCCACAGCUGGGAAAGAUGAUAAAAAACACGUGCAUGAAAUACAAGUUCAAAUUUUCAAAAGAAAACUUUUGAAAAUAUCGUUUUUCAUUUAUUGUUGACUAAAAGGUUGCCUAAAAGAAUUUUUUUUUAAAGUAUGAAUGUAUACCAGUUUUGUAUUCUGUUGUGGGCAUUGUACCGUAUUAAAAGCUUGAUGUGUGCAUGGUUCAACAUUCCCAGUGAACCUGUCUUUCACCAAUCAAAUCAAAGCCUCAUUUUUCCGUGCACAACCACCAUUUGUAGAAUUUAGAAAUAUACAUGCACGCAUUAAUCGUUUCAAUGUCUCUCUAGCCCUCGUUCCAUCCGAGACUUAGAAUAACACACACAACUGUCGACACAACGAUACUGUACAUUGAAUUAUGAAUUAUUUUUAUAUACAUGUACCAAUGUUGUGCCAUAUUCAUUUCAUCAUCGUUAUUAUUAGUAUUCAUUUAUCUAAUCAACUGAUAUUCAAUUUCAACCUUGAGGCAAGAUAGAUCAGCAUACAUUUACUAUUGUGAGUUCACGUCCUGAUUUAUCGCCCUUGAUAUCAUAAUAUGAUACUAAAGAGAAAUCAAAUGUAUUUUUUAAAAAUCUACAAUCAAACGGCAUAUGUUAUGCUUAAUAAAAUCUAUAAGGUUUU
Molecule: messenger RNA, 3733 nt
Organism: Ostrea edulis (European flat oyster)
Lineage: Eukaryota; Metazoa; Mollusca; Bivalvia; Ostreida; Ostreidae
Product: NADPH oxidase 5-like
Exons: 18
Coding region: 583-3147 (854 amino acids)
Biological process (GO): superoxide anion generation; defense response
Cellular component (GO): NADPH oxidase complex; plasma membrane
Molecular function (GO): superoxide-generating NAD(P)H oxidase activity; calcium ion binding
Source: RefSeq, a predicted model, not a curated record